ACAAAUCCCUCUUAGAUGCAGGUGGUCGGGCACAAGCAAAGAGUUAAGUUUGCGGCCCCGUUGCCCCUCCUCUUUGAUGUUCUGACAUCAUUAGUCCGGCCCCCUGAAAGAUCUCCGCCUUCCUCAGAGCGCCUCACUUCUACUCUGGAAUGUUUACAGGAACUUCAUGAGCAGCAUCAGGACCAAGAGUUUGUCAGAGGCAAAAAGACAUGCUCUGAAGAGAUUUCUGGUCCGGGGAUCACAGUGGACGCCACAGGUGUAGCCGCCAGGCUCAACAGAGUAAUGGCUGUUCAGACUGCAAUCAUGAACCCCCAGUUCAUGAAUUUCUGCUUCCCCGGUUCCGUGAUGGAGUACGAGAUGGAAAAAAGUCUGGAUGGGAGUCUCCUGGGUGAGGCAGAAAAUGACGAGGACUACAGAGAGACCACCAGGGACUUGCUGAGCUUCAUAGACUCGGCCUCCAGCAAUAUCAAGCUGGCUCUGGACAAGCCAGUGAAAUCGAAAAGGAAAGUCAACCACCGGAAGUAUCUACAGAAGCAGAUCAAAAGGUGCACUGGCAUUAUAACACCAGGAAAUGUAGAAGCCCCGGCGAAAAGGCAGGGUUCCCCCCUGACUCAGCCGAGCCCUCUGCAGAGCAAAACGAUACCUAAGCGAGAUGGGGUCCAGGCCAACUUACAGAGCAAGAGUUUGGCAGCCCUUUUCAGCCCCGUGAAGGAUAUAAGGGGUGAAAAAGCCAAGAAGCCACCCCUGAGGCAUCGCAAUCUGCCCCCUUCCUUCUUCACAGAGCCCGCAAACUGCUCUAAAGUCAGCUCCACAUCUGGGAUGACGCUGAAGGACUUGGAACGAGGCAAUCCUGAGGCUGCAGAGUUCUUUGAGCUCCUGGGGCCUGACUACAGCAACAUGGUCACCGAACAGGACCUUUAUCAAGGCAUGCCGCUCCGGAUGCAACCAGAGCUGGGAGGCCCGGAUCCGGCUUGCUACGAUUCUCACCAUUUAGUCAGUGGUCUCCUCUACUCUGAGCCCUGGACUAGCUGCUCAGCACCCUCUAAGAAACUGGGGGACGGCCUGCGAACGGGCCCAGCCCAGCCUCCGGUCUACUGUCACUCUGAGGCUGCUUCAGGGCCCUUAGAAGACAAUGCACUGUGCACUUUGGCCUUCCCAAACUUUUUCACAGACUGCUCCGUACCUCAGGUCACUUACGAUUUAAGUGGUGGUUAUAACAGAGUUAAUUAUUCAUCUCUAUGAGAAUCCGAUAGUGCUGUUGUUAGGGAUGCUUUGUGAGAAGCAGAUAAAAUUGCAGAGACAAGUUUAACGGUAGUCUGAUAUCGCUGUAUCAUAGUAGCUUAUCUGUCGUGGAAGUAAUGCUGCAGCAAGUUCAAACUCAGAAAAACUUUCAUAGUCUUCAAAGAAACCAAUUUACUCUUCCCUGAUUCAUUUCACACCGGAUUCUGUUUAACUUCGCUUCACGUGGAUAUCAUUUACUUUAUCUCAGGCAAUUUGCAAUAACAUUCAGAGCGACAAUGCAUCUGAUUUUUGUCUCUUCAGUUUCAACAUUUUCACAUUUCGCAAAAAAAAAGGAAAAAGACGCAGAAGCAGUUGCCGGUUUGCUCCACUCCAAGAAAUCGGCCUGUGCUAGAGAGUGAUAUCACAGACAUAUCAGUCAGAGGCACUUUGCUCUUGUUAGGAACAGCCCUGUGCAGCAGCGUGAUUGGGAAAAACUAAUUUUUACUCGUGAUGAUUGCAGCAAAGUUUGAUGCCGUGUUUGCUUUACAGAAUUUUAUAGCUCUGAAGUUAUUUUCAGCUGGCAGAUCAACCGAUUGUGUUGUCUUUUGUUUUUUGUUUUUUUGGAAAAGCCUUUAAUGUAUGUAGCUGUUGUAAGAAGACGAAAUAAAGCUGGUCUUUAUUUA
Molecule: messenger RNA, 1904 nt
Organism: Mugil cephalus (flathead mullet)
Lineage: Eukaryota; Metazoa; Chordata; Actinopteri; Mugiliformes; Mugilidae
Product: protein FAM181B
Source: RefSeq, a predicted model, not a curated record